AACUCUUAUAACAUUGAUCAAGUAGCCGGAUGGCUGGCCACAUGGUGUGGUCAACCACAUAGUAAGUGUUUUAUUAUAACUCUACAACUAUGAUCCUCACUCUUAUUUAAAUUCACUCAGCUUCUCAUAUCUAUAAUUUAAAUUCCCUAACAAACUCCACAUACAUUUUAUUUUACAAAUUCAACUCGAAAUGCCUCCAUAUUACUUAAUAUCAGACUUAAAAAAAAAAAGAGAUUAAUUAAGACUACUUACAUCAUUUAAAGCAAUUAUCCCAAACUAAAAUACUAAUUUCCUUCUUGAUAAGUGAUAACACCCAAACUAUGAACAUAUGUCAACAACACCCCCAUUAAAAAUUAUGGUCCAUACAACCCCAACCAAUAACAUCUCGAUUCUCAAUCGAAUUGACCUGUGAGAACUUCUGGUCCGAUAUGACUCGCUUAAAAAACAAUCAAUAUCCAUCUCUUUUACCUUAACCUCAUCAAGGUCAAUUAGUCUGUCAGUUGGUCUUAUUCUUUCAAUCCCACAAAAGCCCAAUCCAAUCACCCACUUCCCAAGCCCAUUAUCAUUUUCUCUCUCCUCCAAAACCUCCUUCUCCGGUCCCAGAAGCCCUAGUUCUGUCCACCGCUCCGCCGUUGACGGCGAUCCUUCUUCUCCGUCGAUCUGUUCAUUCGAUCGCUGAAUGUGCCAGUGUUUCAUGUUGGAGCUUGACUAGAAAGAAGGGAACUAAAUUAAUUGAGCAUAAUCUGUACAAUGGAUUUUUCUCCCUUCAAGCUAGAUUUGGACGAGCUUUUAAAAGAGUUUUCUGAGGGGGAGCUUAAAACUUUAGCAGACAUGAAAAAAUUAUGGCUUGAACGGAAGUUUUCCUACAUAUUUGAGGCUCGGCCUUCAACCGGCUUGAACAUAUUUAUGCAAGUCUUGUACAGCCAUUCUAUAAGUUACAUGGUCUCCACUAAUUCUUUGUCACUGAGAUUGGGUGCCCUCUAUGUCCUCUAUUGUCUCUAUGAGACACAGCCAUUCAAGCCUCCAUUCAAGAUUUAUCUAUCUCUUGGAGAAUUACGAAGAUUAAAAGCUCUUGUUGUAAAUGCGAAAGAAAAUGGAAUCAAAGUAGUAUCUGUUUUGGUCAAAAGGAUGCUAGAGAAGAAUGUAUUCUUGUUUGGCUUUGUCAACAUAAAUGAUUAUUCUGAGAACGAGAGGAUAAAGGAGUUGGUAGAUGUGCAGAAUGCCUGCAUAAAGAAGAUGCAUGAAAAAUUGUUGGCUAAUACGGAGAUUGAGCGUUGUCUUCACCUGGACAUGGGCACGGAACUUGACCUUGAAGUGCUCAGGAAAAUGUCCAAAGAAUAUGAAGGGACUAAAAAUCUUGCUUUCAGAGAGGCUGGUAGGGUAGUCGAUAUAGAAAACAUAAAACAUAUCGCAGAUGAUAGGCUGACAAUUGGAGAUGAAGUGCAAAAGAUAAAUGAGGAGUGGGGAAAUCAAAAGGAAAUGUUCACUCAGUUUAUAGGAACAAACCAGCAUUCUGUUGUAACUCAUCAUGAGAGAAGAGAGAGACAGCACGAGCAACCAAUGCUACUUUCUGCUUCUGAACAGCAGCAAAGUGACGAUGAGUUACAACACACUGGUUUCAUGGAGCUUCUUAUGGGAAAUGAAUCACCAUUGGUCAAUAAUGGCGAUAUUCAACAAGCUCAAACUGAGCUACAUUCGGUACCUAAUGAAGAGCAAGAUUAUGAUUUAGAGUAUGCUAAGGAUCUGGAAGAUCAAUUAUUUAGUGAUAUGUUAUAAAUCUUAUAAUUAAUUUUCGUAUGGCAGUGGAAACAUGUUAAUAUUUGUCCCAUCUGAUUUUUUUUAGGUCUAGAUAAUUUUACAUUUUAUGUACAUCUUAGGUAAAAUCUACACAUCAAUUUUAACAUUUAUGGGUACAUAUAACACUUACUAAACCUUUUAUUCAAAUGCUAAUAAAUGAA
Messenger RNA from Chenopodium quinoa (quinoa), 1958 nucleotides. RefSeq lists its product as uncharacterized. Gene Ontology annotation, cellular component: snRNA-activating protein complex. NCBI's taxonomy places the organism in Eukaryota, Viridiplantae, Streptophyta, Magnoliopsida, Caryophyllales, Amaranthaceae. Gene Ontology annotation, molecular function: sequence-specific DNA binding. Gene Ontology annotation, biological process: snRNA transcription by RNA polymerase III; snRNA transcription by RNA polymerase II. The coding region runs from base 751 to 1776 and encodes 341 amino acids. The record is from RefSeq and is a predicted model, not a curated record. The transcript has 8 exons.